AUGAAUUUAAUUCGUUCAUUAGCAAUAAGUUCAUUUAAUUGUCUUAUUUCAGUAUCAAUUUGUACACAAACAGAAGCUAAACUUUAUAAAGCUUUUAUUUUUGAUGCUAAUGUAUCCAAGAACGAAUAUAACUUUGAAAAUAUAAUUGAUCCAGAUCAUAAAUAUAAAUUUCCUCUUGAACUUGAAUGUUAUUAUAAAAAAGACAAACGUACAUUAUUAAACAUUCUAUGUAAAAAAAUUCUUACAUCAUCAAAUUCUGAUAAUCAAUUACAUCAACAACGUUCAUCAACUACACCACGUUAUUUACCUUCUCAAUAUUUAUUUGCUAGUAGUUUAACAGAUGAAUUAGCUAUUUUUGAUUUUACAUCCGUUGUUGCUAGUCAGCAACAAAAUGAUUUAAAUAAAAGUCAAUUAAAUUCUCCUUCAGAAAAUUCAGUUGAAAUUUCAUUAAAUAAAAAAAGUGAUGAUAGACCAGCAUUAAUCGAAGGUACAGAUAAUGAUUUUGAAGCAAAUUUUAUUGAAAUUGAAAUGGAUGAACUUAAUUUACAUCCAUGUAUGGUACCUAUGAUUUGUUUACGUAAACAUAUGGAAACAAAUGGUAUAACAACUAUUCAAUCUGAUAUACCACCUUGGAUGAUUUGUUUAUAA
Messenger RNA from Rotaria sp. Silwood2, 648 nucleotides. The record is from the annotation of a GenBank genome assembly. NCBI's taxonomy places the organism in Eukaryota, Metazoa, Rotifera, Eurotatoria, Philodinida, Philodinidae.